Strongylus vulgaris is the source of this 462-nucleotide messenger RNA. Lineage: Eukaryota; Metazoa; Nematoda; Chromadorea; Rhabditida; Strongylidae. The record is from the annotation of a GenBank genome assembly.
AUGCAGGCAUCACUACUUGGCCAAUAUCGACACGACAUCGGUGCUGCCUCUGCAAGGAGAAAAUGGCGUCUACAACGAAAUCCAAAAGCUGAGUACCUGCUGAGUGGACCAAUGGCUGGAAUUCGACAUAUUCUACCUGUAGAGUGGGAACAACAAACAUCGGCUACAAUUAUUGCUUCACCGUUGUCCUGCAAGCAGAAGGUGUUAGCCGAAGAUGCCUGUCUGUUUCGAACAAGGGUAAUGGUAAACCUCAAUCCAAGCCCAACAUGGACAUGGGAGUUUGCUUUUCGAACUCAUAGAUCAGAUCAAGUGCUGUUUUCUUUGCAAACCAUUAACUCUGAAGGCAUUCAAAUCAGGCUGGAUAGGGAUUUUUUCCUGCGCGUUGACUCCGGAAAACCCAUCCCAAUAUGCCAGCUUUCUGAUGGACGAUGGCAUACGAUGAGCAUACUAUCUGAGGCGGGA